Molecule: messenger RNA, 3449 nt
Organism: Phialemonium atrogriseum
Lineage: Eukaryota; Fungi; Ascomycota; Sordariomycetes; Cephalothecales; Cephalothecaceae
Exons: 5
Coding region: 222-3014 (930 amino acids)
Biological process (GO): cytoskeleton organization
Cellular component (GO): cytoplasm; plasma membrane; cytoplasmic side of plasma membrane
Molecular function (GO): protein binding; phospholipid binding
Source: RefSeq, a predicted model, not a curated record
CAAUUCCCCGUUUCCAUUCCAAGAGACUUACUACGGCCACUUAAGACUCCGCAACUGUACUAUCACCAUACCGGCCUUGAACUCUCGUCUUUCUAGCGAGUACCAACCUUCUAAGUACUUCUUCUCCGUACUUUGUCGCCCGCAGAAGGGCCCGAAAUUCAAACAGUUAUCUGUCGCACCUAGUCAACAUCUAACGGGGCUCUAAGCUCUGCGGGCACACCAUGCCGGGCGCGACGACCGAUGGGCCGACCGUCGCCCUUUCCUUUGCCAACAACUUCUGGGGCAAGGAAGACGCAGGCGUCGGCCCCCUCCUCGAGCGCAUGCAUGCGGCGAAACAGACAUGCGAUGAGUUACGAGCUUUCUACAAUGCCCGAGCCUCGAUCGAAGACGAUUACUCCCGGAAGCUCUUGUCGCUAUGCCGGAAGUCGCUGGGUUCCCAGGAGAUGGGCAGCCUCAAGGCUUCGCUUGACGUGCUUCGUGGUGAAGUCGAGAUGAUGGGGAAGCAACACCAGAACAUUUCAGCACAGAUGAAGAGCGAGCUGGAGGAGCCGCUGGCUGCCUUUGCUGGGGGGAUGAAGGAGCGGAGGAAGAUCGUGCAGAAUGGGAUCGAGAAGCUGCUGAAGGUGAAGAUACAACAAACUCAGAUGGUGAACAAGACCCGAGAUCGGUACGAACAGGAAUGCCUGAAGAUCAAAGGCUACCUUGCUCAGGGCCACAUGGUCAUGGGCCAGGAGGAGAGAAAGAACAAGGCAAAGCUGGAGAAGACGCAGAUUAGCCUCGCGGCGUCCAACACCGAGUAUGAGAACGCGGUCAAAGCCUUGGAGGAUACGACAGCUAGAUGGAACCGCGAGUGGAAGGCCGCGGCAGACAAGUUCCAGGACCUCGAAGAGGAGCGUCUCGACUUCACAAAGAGCAGUCUCUGGACGUUUGCAAACAUUGCCUCAACAGUUUGUGUCAGCGACGACGCUUCCUGCGAGAAGAUCCGCCUGUCCCUGGAGAACAUGGAGGUCGAGAAGGACAUCGUCAACUUCAUCAGGGACAGGGGCACUGGCCAAGAGAUCCCCGACCCUCCCAAGUAUAUCAACUUCUGCCGUGGCGAUUUUGAUGCUCAGUCCGAAGUCUCGGAAGACGAUAGUUACGCGGUGGCGCAGUUCCCACGGAGUAUCAACCCUGCGUUCCGCUCGUCGUCGCCGCAGCCAUCAACCUACGAGUCCCAUCACGACCCGAACUCGACCCUCGCGAGAAACCUAGGUCACAUCGACCCGGGGACUCCGCCUAGUCGCGAGGCGACAGCAACUCCACAGAAGUUGCCCGUGAUGCCCCAACAGGAACCCGAAAGGUCGAGACAGAAGCCGCCGUCUGGCUAUCAACCGCCGAGGGUCAACAAUCUGGAAUACGACCCUUCUGAGUUUGCUCCAGUCCCACAUGAUCCCUACCCGCUCGAGGGCAUGACAAUGCUUUGUCGCCCCUCGCGCCCAACGGCGGCCGAUAUGCGACCGACGGGCUCUGAUUUGAGUAGCGCACCUUCGUCGCACCGGCCCUCUAGCAGAGACUCGCACAGCGAAUACUCGAAUCCGACCUCGUUCUCGAGCCAGGAUCCUCCUAGCGGAAAGGUCUCACCGGCGGCCAGGCAUGUGCCACAAGCUCCAGUUGUGGUGCACGAGACGAAACUUCUUAAGAAGAAGAGCGGCUUCUUCCAGAACCACAGUCCCUUCGGCCGCAAGAAGAGCAUGAAGGAGGUUGCUGCUCCUGCCAACAGAAAUGGCUACCAGGCUCCCAGUAGCCAAGGUCGAUCUCAACCUCAGUUGCAUGGAAGAGAUAGGCAGAACUUGCUUCGGGAGCGGACCGCCAGCCCUGACCCCAUCGAUGCCAAUGCCAGCUUGGCGCUGAAUGUCGGGCAGAAUGUGUUCUCGGUCCAGACGCCGGAUCGCCAGCCGAAGUCGGCUGCACAGCUGCCUGCCGACGAUGACCCCAUUGCUCUUGCCCUGGCGGAACUGAAAGGUGUGACUGUCGGCAAGCAAUCUACGAUGCGAAUGUCUGCUGAUCAUUACCACGGCAUAGCGACCCCAGCCCCUGGGUCGCAACCCCUUUCACGAUCAGUUCCUGUGCCGGGAGGCAACGGAGCCGUGGGAGCAGCCACACGAGGAACUCCGCCGCCGUCCUACGAUCAGCAAGUCCAGAGGCUGGGAGUGCCUCCGCCGGCAGUAACAUCCAAGGCCAUGAAGGAGUCGUCCCAGAGGUUCCAAGAGCAGACGCGCAACAUGUUCAGUCCCAACCGUCCCGGGUCCGGUGGUUACGGCGGCGGAGCAGCCAUAUCACGUCCGGGAACCCGAGGAAACGAUAUGCCGAGGGCUGCAUCCCCGGCUCCACCCAGGAGCACAUCCCCACGACCGGGAUCAAGAGCCGACUACCAGCAGAGCCACCGGUCCGCAUCGCCAAAUCCCUACAGCGGCAGCCAGAGGGGCGCGUCUCAUGCGUCCGUGACUCCCAAGCGUGGCUCCGACCAAGGAUACCGCCAUGCCUCGCCCAACGACAUGGCUCGCUCGGCCUCGCCGUCCCCCUACGGCGGCGGCAGAGGCGAUUAUGGCCGAUCUGGAAGCCGACCUCCUGUAAGUCGGCCAGGUAGCAGCCAUGACAUGGCAAUCCAGCUGGCGGCAGGACCAGAAGAGAAUUACGGAUCUCAGCGGGGGCGACACGGCAGGUCGAACACCAGCUCGGGAUCCAGGGCGAUGAGCUUCUACGAAGGUAGCGGGGCUAUGCAGCCAGCCCCGAGACAGCGCAGCAAGAGCAUUGUGGAUCCGAGCCGCCAGUACACCAGAGAUGGCCGUCCUAUUCUGCACUUUGCACGGGCUGCCUACAUGUACCAAGCAGCCAUCCCCGAGGAGCUUAGCUUUGGCAAGGGAGACGUCCUGGCUGUCCUCCGCCAUCAGGACGAUGGGUGGUGGGAAGCCACAGUGCAGGGAGGGAACGGGCAUAUUGGGCUGGUUCCCAGCAAUUACUUGCAGCGCCUGUAAGAAAGGAUGGAAGGAGCGUUGAGACCUGAGUCACAGAGUCUGCGCCAUGUUGCCCAUGUCAAAGCAUCAAAGGGGAGUUGGGUCUAGGCCUGCUGCAUAUAAUCUUUGACCUCUUUGUAUUUCGAUCUGGAACUUCUUGUUUAGGUUCUGUUGCACUGGGAAAUGCAUGUUUCGAGUGAUGUACCUCUCGGCUUCAGGUACAUACCUGGUUACGCACAAAUUGAAUGAUGGCUUUGGGGUAUCUAUUAAUAUGUGUUCGCGAGACGCUCCUAAGUUCUUUCCAAACUUCUUCCAACCUGCCUAGUUUCUUCCAGUUUCUUGUGCCUAGAUAGAAGGCAAUCCGAUACCUACGUACCUACCCACUUGCUGCUGGUGGGCCAGAAUGGAUGGGCCUGAUGGGGAAGUGGCGGCAGACCCUGGGCUGGGGAAGUGGGG